AGAAAAACCCAAUUCUAACAUCGGACCAUCAAACCCAGGUCGGAGCUCUUUCUUUCCCCGGUCCUGAUCAUGAAGUUUGAAAACCUAGAGCCGUACAGCUCUCUCUCAAAACCUCACUUAAAACCUCCAUUUCCAUUUUCAAUUUCUACUCUUUUUUUUUUUUUUUUAAAGAAAUAACAAUAAAAAAUGGCAAUUUUUGGAUCAAGAAGAUUUCUGUCACGAAGCUUUUGGAGCCUUUCUCCUCAUCCAUUACGUGUUUGCAUCGUUGGAAGCGGUCCCGCCGGCUUCUACACCGCCGAAAAGAUGUUGAAGGCGCAUCAAGGAUCACAAGUUGACAUCAUCGACCGAUUACCUACGCCCUAUGGAUUGGUACGCUCCGGCGUUGCACCUGAUCAUCCUGAAACUAAGAAUGUGAUUAACCAAGUCUCUCGGGUCGCGCAAAAUGGGGGGUGCUCGUUUUUAGGAAAUAUCGCUCUUGGAUCUUCCGUUUCUCUCGCGGAGCUUCGGGAGCUUUACCACGUUGUGGUGCUGGCUUAUGGCGCGGAAAGUGAUAGAGUUCUAGGCAUUCCAGGGGAAGAUCUGAAAGGGGUACAUUCAGCUAGAGAGUUUGUUUGGUGGUAUAAUGGGCACCCUGAUGGAAGAAACCUGAACCCUGACUUGAAGAGCACUGAUACGGCUGUUAUACUUGGUCAGGGAAAUGUAGCUCUUGAUGUCGCUCGUAUCCUUCUACGACCAACAUCUGAACUGGCAACCACAGAUAUUGCCAGCUAUGCUUUGACUGCUUUGGAGCAAAGCUUUAUAAGGAAAGUAUAUAUGGUUGGAAGACGUGGACCAGUCCAAGCAGCUUGUACUGCAAAGGAGCUCCGGGAAGUUCUUGGUAUUAAAGAUUUAUGCAUUCACAUAAAGGAAGCAGAUUUGAAGAUAACCCCAACAGAUGUGGAAGAAAUGAAAAACAGUCGUAUUCACCGGAGGAUUUAUGAUUUACUCUCUAAGGCAGCCGUUGCUGGACCUUCCGAACCUAGUUCAGGUCGACGUGAACUUCAUUUUGUUUUCUACCGUCAGCCUGCUAGAUUUCUAGAAUCAUUUGACAAAAUGGGAUAUGUUUCUGGGGUACACCUUGAGAAGACAGCUCUAAAAGGUACUGGCCCUGGAAAACAGAUUGCCGUGGGUACCGGACAAUCUGAAGAUCUUUCUUGUGGGAUUGUUUUAAAGAGUAUUGGCUAUAAAUCAGUGCCGGUAGAUGGUUUGCCAUUUGAUAAUCCAAAAGGUGUGGUUCCUAAUAUUAAAGGUCGAGUUCUAAGUGAUAAUUCAGGAGAUCCUACAUUACUUGAGAAUGGCUUGUAUGUCUGUGGAUGGUUGAAAAGAGGACCAACAGGCAUUAUUGGUACGAACCUUUACUGUGCCGAGGAAACUGUUGCAAGCGUUUCAGAAGAUCUUGAACAUGGAGUCUUAGCAUCAACAGCCAGCUUGCCGAAACCUGGAAGAGAUGGACUCCUCCAGAUUCUGGACAACAGAAAUGUCAGAGUUGUACAAUUCAGUGCUUGGGAAAGGAUUGACGAGGAAGAGAAGAGACUAGGGAGUUUGAGAAAUAAACCCAGAGAAAAAUUGACCACAUGGGAAGAGCUACUGAAGGCUGCCUCUGAAUGAAUUAGCACUUUCUCUAGAAAAGCACGCAUCCUUUCACGUAAACUUUUAUGCCAUAAGAUUCAUUUUGGUGAAAAGGUAAACGGAGAAAUCUGUUGUGCCUUAUUUAAGAAAGGAAAAUAAAUUCUAUUGUAAUUGCCCCUUGGAAUUUGUUGGGCUUAAAGGGAAACCGGUUUUUCAUUUUUACGUAGCCUUUUUGAAACAAAACAAAAAAUGAUGUGAGAGGGCAGAAAAUGAAAUCCCUCAACCUACAGCCAUUACAUUGAAUUGUUAAAUGAAAUUUGAACUUUGAAGUUUAUUCCGAAUUAUAUAUGGAUUUUUCGUGUACAAAAUUGUCGACUGGUCUCUUGCUUGCUGAAGGUAAGAACUUGCCAUCCAGGUUAACGAGGGGUUGUUCCAUGGCCAAUUUGAGAUGGUCCUUUAUUGGACCA
Messenger RNA from Durio zibethinus, 2075 nucleotides. Its product is annotated as Pyridine nucleotide-disulfide oxidoreductase family protein. Gene Ontology annotation, molecular function: oxidoreductase activity. The record is from RefSeq and is a predicted model, not a curated record. Lineage: Eukaryota; Viridiplantae; Streptophyta; Magnoliopsida; Malvales; Malvaceae.